This is a messenger RNA of Pyricularia oryzae 70-15, 2137 nucleotides long. RefSeq lists its product as uncharacterized. Bases 139 to 1365 code for a protein of 408 amino acids. NCBI's taxonomy places the organism in Eukaryota, Fungi, Ascomycota, Sordariomycetes, Magnaporthales, Pyriculariaceae. The transcript has 2 exons. Gene Ontology annotation, molecular function: transmembrane transporter activity. Gene Ontology annotation, biological process: transmembrane transport. The record is from RefSeq and is a predicted model, not a curated record.
GGGUUGGAAAAGCUUGCAAUCCACGACAUUGGCGUCAGCCCUGAUAUCCCGGCAUCUCGUCUUUUUUGUCACAUUUGCCAACCUCUGUCCAUAACACAACUGUCCCACUGAGCGGUUGGAAAACGUUGGGAAUGAACGAUGGCGGCCACGCAUGAUGUAGAGUCCCGCACGGGGAAGCAACCCGAGCCUCUGGUCAACGAAGAGAUCCCGAAAGAGACGUCGUCCAGCUCGUCCGCCAUGGAGGAGGUCGACGGGGCAAGGUCGAAUCCGCCGCUGUCGUGGAAGAUCACGGCCGUCGUGCUCAUCUCCUGCAUCAGCUUCGGCUCGUCGUGGAGCUCGGGCAUAACGGGCGCGCUCAAGUCGACGCUCAAAAAGGAGCUCCACAUCAACAACAAGCAAUUCUCGCUGCUCGAGGCCAGCGAGGACUUCAUGGUCACCCUGUUGAUCCUCGCGAGCGGCAUGGUGACGGACAGGAUCGGAGGGGCCGGGGCCAUGCUGUACGGCAACAUCAUCUACUCGAUCGGGUCCAUCAUUGUCGCCGCCGGGGCCGAGGUCCGCUCCUUCAACCUCAUGAUUGGCGGGCGGGUGAUCCUGGCGCUGGGCGACAUCGCGACGCAGGUCGCGCAGUACAAGGUCUUCAGCUCGUGGUUCUCGCCCAACAACGGCUUCGCGUCGACCCUGGGCCUCGAGCUCGGCAUCAAGAAGAUUGGCGGCUUCGUCGGCAAGUCGUCGGCCAACAUCAUCGCCCAGAACACGGGCAACUUCGCCUGGGUCUUUUGGAUCGCCGUCUUCAUGAACGUCUUCACAAACAUCCUGACCUGGGUCUUUCACCGCUUCAACAGCGUCGCACACAAAAAGUUCAGCAACGUCACCGACCCUGCCACGGGCGAGAAGCUGACCGAGAAGUCCAAGAGGUUCGAGCCCAAGAAAGUCCUGGAGCUGCCGUGGGUCUUUUGGGCUGUCAUCGCCUUCUCCAUGUUCCAGACCAGCACCGCCGUCGUCUUUACCCAAAACGCCACGGAGCUGGCGGAGAAGAGGUUCAAGACGGACUCCAUCACCGCCGGUUGGUACUCUGCAACUUUGCAGUAUGCCGGCUUCUUCCUAGUUCCCUGCAUUGGUGCCUUUAUUGAUAUUCUUGGCAACCGUAUAACACUGCUCACCAUCUGCGGCACCGGAGUCUUCCUGGCCAUGGACCUGAUCAACUGGGCCACCGACACCAAGGGAACGGCUGCUGCCUUUGGCAUAUACGCGGUUGCCUACGUCCUGGGCCCCACCACCAUCAUCGACAGCAUCCGCACCUCGCUCUGGGACGCAUCUACCUUUGGUUCCGCCUAUGCCGUCAAGAUCGCCACCAACAACGCGUAAUUAGAGCUUUGCCAAGCUACCAAAAUCCGACAUGUGUGGAUCGUACAAUAUCUGACGACUUUGUUUUUUUUUUCUUUCUUUUCCGCAGCAUGAACAUCAUCGUGCGCGUCGCCACGGGCGCCAUCCAAGACGCCGACAACGACAGCUACAAGCACGUCGUCAUCGUCUACGUCGCCCUCGCCGCGGCGUCGGUCCUAGUGUCGGCCGUCCUCGUCGCGCUGUCCUGGUGGUCCAUCGACCUCGGGAACCUGCAGUGGACCAGGAAGCAGCGCAUCGCCAACGGCGAGCUGUGGAACACGCGCAAGAGAAAGUUUUACGAGGACAAUGGCGUGAGGAACAAGACCAUCUCAAAGGCUUGUUUCGGGGCCCUAAUCGUACUCAUCCUCGGAUCCUGGUCGGCAUAUUUUUGGGGUGUCGCGACUGGCCACAACUAAUCCUAUUCCCUAAUGUAUUUGGUCAUGUGUAGCAUAUAGUGAAACGUUAGCGACAGUUCGGAAGGGGGGACAGGCCAAUAGUUUACCAACAAGUUGUAAACCGAACUUUAGAUCAAUGUGUGUCAAGCCAUGUAAGAAAGCCUAUGCGCCAUGUGCAGCUGGGACCUCUUUGAUCCCUCCGGCAGGUGAGGGGAAUGCAAAGACUGAAAGACUGUUUAAGAAUGAUCAGAAACCUGACAAUCAGGAGUUCCUACAGGAAAUCGCGAAAAGCAUUGCGGCUGUCCACAUUGAGAAACCAGACCCCAUUCCUAAGCAGAGUAAGCCCCGUAGAAUCUUGG